CGGAGAUGAGAUGAAAGCUUUGCAGCAAGCCAUUGGAGUUUUAAGAACUAUUUUAACAUCCUCUGAUACUAUUUCUUCCAUUGAGCAGAAAAUGACAUGCUCAUCUGCACCUAACGUUGUUCACAGCACAGCGGAAAAGUGAAAUGAGACAACUUUUCAGACCAGGGGGCAACUCACAAGUCAGUGCUACAGGCAGCUCACGCUACACAAGACCAAACCGGAGGAUCACGGCAGUCUUUGCGAUAUCAAACGCAGCAACACUUUGGCAAUUGGGUCUCUCGUCCGAGGAAAAGGCUGUGAUCCCCACAAGAACAGGAAGAGGAGCUGCGGUGCCAUUACGUUACAGUGGAGGCAGCGGGCAGAGUCUGUGUGUGGCAGUAUGUGUAAGGACACACGUCCGUGUGCACGUGUCCACAGCAGGCUUACAGCUGGUGGAGAACGCAACGUACACAUAUGAGCUGCUGUUCUACAAAGCCAUAGAGGAGCAUCCGGAUGAUGUUGGCUCUGCCACUGAGAAGUCCAGGCACAUGGUGCUCAAGUACCUCCUAGGCACGGCUCUGGACAACGCCAGCAGCCGGCGCCCCAGGCAACCCCAAAGUCGAGGAGCAGGCUGGUCUGGACGACGAUCGUAGAAAUCAGCUGUCAAGGAUGGGUCACAGAUGUCUGCUGCUUGGACCUAGUUGCGAUCCUCAGGGCCAUACCCUGCUCAGUCCACUAGGUACUGGACCCGACCUGUUCCUCGUGUGGAGGAAUGGUGCAGGGAGUUUUGAGUAUCAUCCACCCAGGGAAGAAAGUGUGUUCACUCACCUGGACGUUCCAUGUAUUAGGACCAGAGGAACCUUCCCAGCUCUUUAUUAGUACGCUCCGCCUGCCCGUUAGUCUGUGGGUGAUACCCGGAUGUGAGGCUGACCACGACCCCCAGCCUGGACAUGAAGGCUUUCCAGACACGGGAUGUAAACUGGGGUCCGUCACAAUGUCCUCCGGAAGCCCAAACAGCCAGAAAACCUGCUGAAAUAAUAUGUCAGUGGCCUGCAGGGCAGAGGGGAGGCCGGGUAGUGGGAUGAAUCUGACCAUCUUAGAGAACCUGUCCACCACCACAGUGAUGGUGGUUUUCCCCUCUGCAGGUGGAAGGUCUGUGAUGAAGUCCACUGACAGGUGUGACCAAGGCCACUGAGGUACUGGGAGGGGGUGGAGCUUCCCCACUGGAGCCCUUCACCACCCCAGUGGGCCUGGCGGGGGUUGAGGCGCCACGCUGCUCUGAUGUACUCAAGGUUCCUUUGGUCUGUUAGGACAGUGGAGAGGAAAUACAACGUCUCCCGGGCCCCUCUAGCCAGUCUCCACUCCUCCAGUGAUAACUUGACCACCAGUAGCUCUCGGUCACCCAGGUCGUAGUUCCUCUCCACAGCAGACAGUUUGUUGGAAUAGGAGGUACAGGGGUGUAGCCGGGGGGGGGUUUCUGUGGUGCUGGGAGAGGACCGCCCCCACCCCGACCUCCGACACAUCCACCUCCACAGUGAAGGGCGUAAGGGGGUCUGGAUGUUUCAGGAGGGGUGCCGUUGUGACCCAGUCCUUAAGAUGGAGGAACACCCUCUCCACGUCUGGGGAGCUGUAAUCAUCGAGAUUGGAACAAAAAAGGCUUGAAAUGUUUCACUUGAUGUGUAACGAAUCUAGAAUAUAUGAAGGUGUCACUUUUUGAUUUGAAUCAAGGAAAACAAUAUUCCACAAUAUUCUAAUUAUUUGGGAUGUGACUGUAUAUGUCAUCCAAGGCCCAGAAUUCUGUCUCUGUGUCUGCAGGAGUCUGAAUAUACUGACAUUUACAUUCUGAAAAUAGAAUGAACACAGUCACAUGAAAGACAUUUAAAAUCAUGUGUUCACUAGUUAUGUGUAAAAACAAUAAUGUUACUAUAUAAAUGACUUUCUGUAGAAGUAACUACUUGAAAGCAGAAAGCCAGAUUACAAUGGUUGUAAUAGUCAUGGUUGUUGUGGGUUCAGUUGUCAUGAAGGACAGAUCUCAGUCAUGAAGUGUUCAACUCACAGGGUUAUAAACACUAUAAGAGCCUCUUGGUAGAUGCGUUAUGCAUAUUAUUGUGUCUAAUCAAUUUCAGUGCAGGAUCCCAUUAUUAGAAUGUCUUUGACAUUUUAUAACUUCAAACAGGUCAUAUUAUUUUAAGGUCAGUAAUAUAUUUUUAAUUGUAUGACUCACAAUAAGAUUUGUAUUCUGUUGAUCAAAUAUAACUGGUCACCCAAGACUGGCCUCUGUUAUAAGUUCCUCAAAUGAAUCAGGUUCAUACUCAUACUCAUACAUACUUCUCUAAAUGUAUGUUGGUAUGAUUCUUCUGAUAGUGUUGUCAGUCCUCUGUGAAUUUACCUAAACUGUUAUAUCAGAGACCCACAUCUUUAAUAAAGGAAUAUACAACAUGGAUCACAAUUAUCAUGGCUGUUCUCUUUAUGGACCAUAUGGAGGAAUACAAACACGGAAUCUAAUAAUGGACUGUACCUACAGGAUAGAGGAAUACCAGAUAAACAGUAGAAGGAACAAAUAUAAAUAUCUGGAUUAAAAUAUAUAUUUCCUU
Messenger RNA from Esox lucius (northern pike), 2573 nucleotides. RefSeq lists its product as uncharacterized. The record is from RefSeq and is a predicted model, not a curated record. The coding region runs from base 144 to 632 and encodes 162 amino acids. Lineage: Eukaryota; Metazoa; Chordata; Actinopteri; Esociformes; Esocidae. The transcript is spliced from 5 exons.